AUGAAGCGGACGGGUCCUGGGAGGGCAGUACAAGGAGUCAGUGAUGCGAUCAGCUCACCGCAUCAGGAAUCAAUUAGGAACGGCUGGCGGGUGCGAUGUCCUGUGUGCCUAGCACGAACAUUAUCGAGAAAGUAUUCGUAUCGAGAUCGAAAGCAUUUUCUAUGGGAUUUGUACAGCGCCCCUACCGUGCGUGAUUCUGGCUACCCACAGCGACCAUGGCUUAUGACGCCUACUCAUUUUGGAUGCGGUAGAGGGAACUCCGGGCCACAAUAUACUGCAGUAAAAGAAAGAAGAGGCGAUGCUUGUGCAAAGACCGCACUCUGCAUUAUGCUCUCGAAAAAUGUAGAUACAACAACAGCUGAACAUCAAGACUUGUCUCAUACCUCAUCUUCUGAUAUGAGACAUAAAAAUGAUAGAAGCGAUGAUUUGAUAAGUGAAAGGGCUUUAGGUAAUAUUCUGAAAAAGUGUUUACAAAUCCUCAUCUCGGCAUCGGAGGAGCUGGGACGGGCUCUCUUCUUACAUAGCGACGUAAUCAGACUGCAGCCUCGAGCUAAUCUUGAUCGCGACGCAGCCGGCGAGUGGCGCAGGCGACUACGGCACAGUACGGCAGCGGGGCGGCUGCGGGGCGGCGACGGCAGUGCUGCGGCCGGACACCACACACCUAUCGCGAGAGGGACCUGCGACGCGGCGCCGCGGAUAAUCGCCUCAUUUAUAAAGUUUAGCGGGACAAAGCUGCGCGAGUUUUUGAUUGAAAACAAACUUAGAAGGGACAGCCUCAUUUGA
Spodoptera exigua (beet armyworm) is the source of this 783-nucleotide messenger RNA. NCBI's taxonomy places the organism in Eukaryota, Metazoa, Arthropoda, Insecta, Lepidoptera, Noctuidae. The record is from the annotation of a GenBank genome assembly.